GUUUAAUUUCCAUUGAUUUUUAUUGUUUACUUUCUGUUUUUCUUUUACUGUGUGCAAUGUCUGUAUAAUUUUUUCCAACUGUUAAGGCACGCAUGGGCCUACGUAUCUUAUUGUUUGUAUCAUUUGUAUAGUUAAUGGGCUAUGGCCUUAAUUGUGAAUAGGGGUUACUCACACUUGUAUAAAUAUGGCUAUCAUGAAUAGAAUUAGGGGAAAGGAAUUAUUUUCCAACUUAAUUGUUUCCCAAAAUUGAUAUACGUUAAUAUGGUAUCAGAGCCCCAGUGAGCGGCACGCAUCUGUUCGGUCGUCUUCUUCCUCGCAACACGCAGUAGCCGCACCAGCGUGCAGAGCACUGCCGAGCCAUGGGAGACGACGCAACUGCUUCUCGCCUAGACCCAUCUUCUCCAUAUUAUCUGAGUGCAGGAGAUCAACCAGGAAAUUUGAUAACCCACAUGAUUCUCAACGGAGAAAAUUAUGUAGCAUGGUCGAGGGCUUUCAGCCUGUCAUUGAAAGCUCGACAGAAGUUCGUAUUUAUUGAUGGCACGCUCCGAAAGCCUACUGAUGCAGCAAGGGUUCUGGAUUGGGAUACGAAUAACUCGAUGAUAGUCUCCUGGAUGUUGAGGAGCAUGGAAUCGAACGUGGCAGCAUCGAUUCCAUUCCACGACGUAGCGCGCACUCUCUGGCAGUACCUCGAAAAACGUUUCAGCGAAGCUAAUAGCCCGCGUCUGCAACAGCUCCGCACCUCUAUUACAAACUGUAAACAAGCAAAGACGAUGUCCGUUGAUGAGUACUUUACAACCCUUAUGGGAUUGUAUGAUGAACUCAAUCGCUUGAAACCAUUGUAUAAUUGUACCUGCGGCAACUGUACGUGCAACGUAGCAGCGAGGUACAAAGCUGACCAGAAUGAAGAACAACUUCAUCAAUUUCUAAUAGGAAUUGAUGAUGAGAUUUACGCCACAGUCUGCUCCAAUUUGCUCUCUCAAACUCCAUUGCCAGACCUUGCACGCGCACAUCAAGCCUUUCUCCAAGAAGAACGAUCUCGCUCAAUUGCGCGGGGGAAAAGCAUUGUGAGUGCAGUAGAGGUCCUGGCUUUCGCGUUGCAGGCAGAACGCGUCAAAGGAAAACACGACAAGGCUGAAAAGGCACGACUUACGUGCACUCAUUGCAGACAGAAAGGCCAUGACGUGACUAUGUGCUUCAAACUGAUCGGGUAUCCGGAGUGGUGGGAAGAAUGUAACCGGAACAAAACUCGGACGGGAGGUCGUUCCCAGCCCUCCACUUCGUCAGUAGCAGGUUCGCGUGGAGCAGGGAAUGGAGCCCGGGCACAUGCAGUGACUUCUCUGGCAGGUCCUCCGGCUAUUGCUCCGGACUCUUCUUCUACUGGCAAUGGGUAUCAUCCGCUGGAAGACUUGACCAGGGAGCAAGUUGAUGCACUUUUAAAUAUUAUUAAGGCUGAGACUCGCACCACAGACCGAAUGUCGGGACCUACGCUCGAGGAGCGUGAUUGGAGCCGGUGAGAGACGGGAUGGGUUGUUCUUCUUCAGACGGGUUCCUGCUUUGCAUGUUGUAGAAGUAUCUGGAUUAACUGAUUUUGAGCUAUGGCAUCGCCGGUUGGGUCAUCCGUCAGAUCGGGUUCUCAAAUUGUUACCUGCUAUUCAUUAUAGUAAUUAUAGAAAAUCUCUCAAUAAAGCUUGUGUAAUAUGUCCACAAGCCAAACAAGUUCGCGAUUCGUUUCCUACUUGCACUAAUAAAGCUCAUCAUAUUUUGGACUUAAUUCACUGUGAUUUAUGGGGCCC
Cuscuta epithymum is the source of this 1793-nucleotide messenger RNA. NCBI's taxonomy places the organism in Eukaryota, Viridiplantae, Streptophyta, Magnoliopsida, Solanales, Convolvulaceae. The record is from the annotation of a GenBank genome assembly.